AUGCCAACCGCAGAAGAUCUUGUUGAACAAUUACAAAUACAAAAAUUGAUCUAUGCUGUGCGGACAGAAAAUAUUUUACUAGUACAAAAAUUAUGUGGCAAAGGCGUUAAAAACCUCGUAAAUUAUAAUGAUCCACGAACUGGAAUGACCCCGUUGAUAGCGGCUGUCACACAAAGCAAUACAGAAAUGGUACAAUGUCUACUAGAACUUAAUGCAAAUCCCGAUGCUAUUGAUUUUUCUGGCCGUACACCACUUAUGCAUGCCGCUGAAUCCGGUCAAGUCACUGCUUUAGAAUUACUGCGUGAAGCAGACGCUAAUCCGACAAUUCAAGAUUUUGAAGGAAGAGAUGCAAUUUACUAUGCUUGUACGGAAACAAAAAAAGGUCAUAAAGAAUUCUUUAAAUUGUUACUCGACAUGGGUGCUAAUGUGAAUAAUCAAGACAAAAAUGGUGUACCCACUUUGGUACAUGUAUGUGAAGAAUCCGACGAAAACGAAGAUUUCUGUAUGGAGCUUAUUCGAAGAGGAGCUGACGUGCGGCUCGCCGAUGGAAAAACGCAACGCACAGCAUUACAUAAUGCUUGUUAUUCUGGAAGUGUUAAAAUUGUACGAGAACUUUUACGUGCAAAAGCAGAUCCUGACGCAUUGGAUCAAAAGAAAUCAACACCUGCACACGAAGCUGCUAAAGGUGGAAAUUUAAAGGUAAUUAUAGUUCUGUCUAGUGUAGGCACAAGAUUUGAUGUCUAUGAUUAUCUUGGUAAUAACCCAAUACAUUAUGCUGCUAUGGCUGAUGCUGGCUCUGCGCUUCGAUUUCUUGGUCAACGAGGUUGUAAUCCGAAGGUGAAGAAUAACGAUGGGCGUCUUCCACGGCAAAUUGCUGUUCGAUAUAGAAAUAGAGAUGCACUUAAAAAUAUCCGAAAAGCUGAACAAGGUUAUCAUGAAAUGACUUCGAACUUGCCUACAGACGAUUAUCGUGAUUGGAGAUUAAUGCUUUAUGAUUAUAUUUAUGAACAUCAAAGUCGUAUAGAAAAAUUAUUUCAAGAAUUAGACACGAGAAGUCCCAAAAUGGGUUUUAUGCAAAAGCAAAAUUUUAAAAUGAUUCUUGAAAGUGAAAGCCAUCUUUCAUUUCUUCAACCGUACAAUUUUAAAGAUCUUCUUGAAAAACAUGAUAUAAGUCGAGAAGAAUUAGAUUAUAGAGCAUUUUUAACGGGAGCAAAAUAUUUAACAAAAUCCUAUUUAAUUACUUCGUUUAUUCGUAAGAAGAAAAAACCAACAACGUGA
Molecule: messenger RNA, 1278 nt
Organism: Rotaria socialis
Lineage: Eukaryota; Metazoa; Rotifera; Eurotatoria; Philodinida; Philodinidae
Source: the annotation of a GenBank genome assembly